AAUAGUCACAAGAACCGACCCGCCGCCGCCGCUCCGCCGAGAGGAGACUUGUCACAGGCGCCUUGGGGGACCCUGGGAAGCGGCUGCGAUUCCUCCCCUCCGGCCUCGGGGCUUAGGACCAUUUCCUGACUCACGCAGCGCCAGGCACCUCCUUGAGCUGAGCCGGGAGCCGCGCCGCGCCGACCGGAGAGCAGAUGCCCGUGUGUGCGCGCUCGGCCCAGCCCCAACCCAACACACAACCCAAACAGCCCACAACCAAAAUAACAAUACACCCGAGCCACGCUGGGGACACUGACAUGGGCGCUCAGAGCGAGAAGGAGCCGGAGACAUGAGCCAACUCUGAGGACACUUUGGGUUUUUUCCUUCUCUCUUUUUGUUGGUGGAAAACACAAAUUGUAGAUUUUUUUUCUCCCUUUUCCAUUGGCUGCAACUUGGUCUGGAGCCUCGUUAAUUUCACUUGGCGAUGGAUGAGUUCCAUCCGUUCAUCGAGGCGCUGCUCCCCCACGUCCGGGCCUUCGCCUACACCUGGUUCAACCUGCAGGCCCGCAAGCGCAAGUACUUCAAGAAGCACGAGAAGAGGAUGACGAAGGACGAGGAGAGGGCGGUGAAGGACGAGCUGCUGAACGAGAAGCCCGAGGUCAAGCAGAAGUGGGCGUCCCGGCUGCUGGCCAAGCUACGCAAGGACAUCCGGCCCGAGUUCCGGGAGGACUUUGUGCUCUCCAUCACGGGCAAGAAGCCCUCAUGCUGCGUCCUCUCCAACCCCGACCAGAAGGGCAAGAUGCGGCGCAUCGACUGCCUGCGCCAAGCCGACAAGGUGUGGCGCUUGGACCUGGUCAUGGUGAUCCUCUUCAAGGGCAUCCCGCUGGAGAGCACGGACGGGGAGCGGCUGGUCAAGGCGGCCCAGUGCACCAACCCCAUCCUGUGCGUCCAGCCCCACCACAUCAGUGUCUCCGUCAAGGAGCUCGACCUCUACCUGGCCUACUUCGUCCGCGAGAGAGAUUCGGAGCAAAGCAGCAGUCCGAGGACAGGGAUCGGCUCAGACCAGGAGGACAGCAAACCGAUCACAUUGGAUACGACAGACUUCCAGGAGAGCUUUGUCACGUCGGGGGUAUUCAGCGUCACAGAGCUCAUCCAGGUCUCCCGAACACCGGUGGUGACAGGCACAGGGCCAAACUUCUCUCUGGGUGAGUUGCAGGGUCAUCUGGCCUAUGAUCUGAACCCCUCGAGCACUGGCAUGAGACGGACGCUCCCCAGCACCUCGUCCAGCGGGAGUAAACGACACAAGUCUGGCUCCAUGGAGGAUGACAUAGACACGAGUCCGGGGGGCGAGUACUACACCUCGCCCAGUUCGCCCACGAGCAGCAGCCGCAACUGGACAGACGACAUGGAAGGGGGCAUCUCCCCUGUGAAAAAGACGGAGAUCGACAAAUCGCCCUUCAACAGCCCGUCGCCCCAAGACUCCUCCCCGAGGUUGAGCUUCACCCAGCAUCACCGUCCGGUCAUCGCCGUGCACAGCGGUAUCGCUCGAAGCCCACACCCUUCAUCUACUCUGCAUUUCCCCACCACUUCAAUCCUCCCCCAGGCGGCCUCCACCUACUUCCCCCACACGGCCAUACGGUACCCGCCUCAUCUCAACCCGCAGGACCCUCUGAAAGAUCUCGUCUCACUGGCCUGCGACCCGUCCAAUCAGCAGCCUGGACCGUGUCCCCAGUUAAAUGGAAGUGGUCAAGUGAAAGUGCCCAGUCACUACAUUUCCACCCAGAUGCUGGCGCCGCCACCUCCCCCUGGCAUCCCCCGGCUGGCUCUCUCUCCUGACACCAAAUCCACCACGACAACUUCCGAGGGCGGGACAACCUCACCGACAUCACCCACCUACUCUGCACCCGGCACGCCCCCUGCGAAUCGUUCCUUCGUGGGAUUAGGACCAAGGGAUCCGGGGAGUAUGUACCAGGCACAGGGUCCCCUCCCCUGGAGGGGUGUCCUCAGUGCGAGAGGAUACCAGGACAUCUUCUGGAAGGAGGCUCUCAACUACAGGACUCAGUUUCCCUCUGUUCUCCGUCCCCGAGACUUUCACCCUCCCCAACAGCACAGAAGCUGCCAGACUGGGGCUGGGCCUGCUCUGCUGUGUCCCGGAAAGCCUGGUCUGUGUCCCUGGCUGUCUCCCUGAGCUCCUCCGGUUCAGUCACUCUGGUCUCCAGAGCCCAUACUCAGCGCCCGAGGGCCAGGAGCUGCAUGCACCAAAUAUUCAUGUACACCGCCUGCUCGGAUGUGCUGCGUUGAGGGCAAUAAACUGGAUACCCCCCCACCCA
Chrysemys picta bellii (western painted turtle) is the source of this 2309-nucleotide messenger RNA. NCBI's taxonomy places the organism in Eukaryota, Metazoa, Chordata, Testudines, Emydidae. The record is from RefSeq and is a predicted model, not a curated record.